This is a messenger RNA of Chanos chanos (milkfish), 1187 nucleotides long. RefSeq names its product phosphatidylinositol glycan anchor biosynthesis, class H (gene pigh). The coding region runs from base 205 to 747 and encodes 180 amino acids. The record is from RefSeq and is a predicted model, not a curated record. Gene Ontology annotation, biological process: GPI anchor biosynthetic process. NCBI's taxonomy places the organism in Eukaryota, Metazoa, Chordata, Actinopteri, Gonorynchiformes, Chanidae. The transcript is spliced from 5 exons. Gene Ontology annotation, cellular component: glycosylphosphatidylinositol-N-acetylglucosaminyltransferase (GPI-GnT) complex.
UGAUGUCUCGAUGUCAUUCAUGCUUCAUAAGUCUCUACAUUUUGCUUUUAACAUCGUCCAUUUAUCAUAGACUCCGUUUUUUAUCUGUCAGUGUGCCGGUGGUUUACUAACAAACAGAAAAGCAUAGAAAACAUUGGCGUUAUCUCUCCUUUACUGCUAGUUUGAUGCUAUGUUGUGACUGCUAAAGUUAACAUAGUUGCAAACAUGACUGAUGAGAAAUUCACGGAUAUUAAUGGUAAGGCUAUAUCACUGAGUUGCCAGAAUCAUUCUCCGCUAUGUAGAGAAUUCACCGUAAGUUCAGCAAAGGUGUCCUUGCGGAAGAUUAUGGUGUAUACUAGUGUGGUCUGGUUGUGUGCCUACACCUUGUUUUAUUUCACAGAGAAUACAGCCGUCCUGUCUAGUGGCAUAAUCAUCACGUUGGUUGGAAUGAUGGUCCACAUUCAUUUCAUUAAGGUGGACCACGAAACACUUCUCAUCAUUGGCUCACUGGGUGUGCAGAUGUCCUCUUCUUAUGCCUCUGGCAGGGAAAGCACAACAUUUAUCGAAAUCAACAAGAUCAAGGACAUUGUAAUCAAUGAGGCCAUUUAUAUGCACAGUAUCAUAUAUUACCUCAGCAUUUUGAUUAAGGACCCCAACGAGCCUGAGUCAGUUGGCAGUGUUGUUCCUCUUUUCCAGAGUUCAAAGCCCAGGCUGAAUUGUUUGGUUAAAGUGUACAAGAGCUGCCAGGAGAUUCUUGCACAGAGUUGAUGGACACUGAGUUCCAGAUUCUUCAGAUGGACAUAGCUUGACAGUGUCUUGAGGGAAUGGAGGAGAGGAAAGUUUUCAAGAUGACAUCAUAAGAAACCUUGUGAUGAGAGUGUGACUACACAGCUUUACAAACACGCCAAUGACAUCUUCCUUCCCCUGAAACUACAUUGUAAAUGUCAAAUCCCCUGCCCUGAGGUACCUAAAGAAAGGAUAUUAUGAACCUGUCCUGUGUCCGAGAAGUAAAACUUAGCUGCCUGACAUUACACUGUAUACCAAGAAGGAUUAUUUUCCUCAUACAGAGUUAUUUACUGUAUACUGUAAUCUUUCCAGUAUUAUGGAUUUUGGAAUAAAAACAGUGCUGUCACUGAAUGCUGAUUACUUAUAGUCUACACGAGUCUGUAAAGAAUUAAGGAAAUAAAGUUUUCAAGAAGGAUGACCUU